AUGGUUUGUAGGCUUUGCUUAACCGAAAACGAUGGAAAAUAUCGUUCAUUAUACAAAGAAUAUCUAAUUUGUGGCAGAAAAACAAAGUUUGCUGAGCUACUGAUUGAAUGCAUCCCUAUGCUUGAAACAUAUUUGAACAACGAAAAACAGGAUAAAUUUUCUAAAAUAAUAUGCAGCAAAUGCUGUCUGCGGUUAAAACAGUUUGUUCGUUUUCGCAGUAAAUGUUUAGAAUCAAAUGACAAACUAAAAUUGGAAUCUCAAUUAAGCAUUAACUCUAUACCUAAAGAGAAAGAAAGUGCGAAUAAUAUUUCGUUAAAAGAUACCUUUAUUGCACCCUUACUGACUGAAAAUGCAAUAAAACCAGUCGAAAAUACUGUUUUAAAUGCGGAUGUAGAAGAAAAGUUAGAUACUUUGGAGGUCGAUGGAAAUUUAAACAAAAACUUUCAAUGCGAAUAUUGCCACAAGACGCUGAGCACCAGCAAAUCCUAUCGAUGCCAUCUACAGUUACAUUCCCAGGAAUCGACAUUUCUCUGUAACCGCUGUGGCGAACGGUUCAAAACUAAAAUGGCUUAUACGGGCCACAUGAAUACACACAAUCCGGAAAAGUAUCGGUGCGAUACUUGCGGUAAAAGCUACCGGCAGGCAGCGUCGCUUCGGAAUCAUCAACUCAACCACCGACAGGAGAAACCGUUUAGCUGUUCCGUUUGUGGUCACUCGACGACCCAGAAGAGUGGCCUCAAAAAGCACAUGCUUACUCACUCCGGCAUUAAGGCGUUCGUGUGUGACCUGUGCGGGGAACAUUUCCGCUUUUCGAGCAACCUAAUCAUGCACAAACGACGAAAACAUUCGCACGAGAAAAAGUUUACCUGCGAAAGCUGCGCGAAGGGAUUCGUUUCCAGGGAGGAACUGAUCAAUCAUAGCGCCUGCCACACGGAUGACCGGCCGUUCGAGUGCGAUCUUUGCGGGAAAAACUUCAACCGAAAGAGUUCGCUCAAUUUCCAUCGGAAGCACAAGCAUUCCGUACUGGCGCCAAUUGCUUGUCACGUGUGCGGCCGUGGCUUCUCGCAGAAGGUGUCACUGCAAAAUCACCUGCGAACGCAUGUAUUGAUGGAUUAG
Molecule: messenger RNA, 1116 nt
Organism: Sabethes cyaneus
Lineage: Eukaryota; Metazoa; Arthropoda; Insecta; Diptera; Culicidae
Product: gastrula zinc finger protein XlCGF17.1-like
Exons: 2
Coding region: 1-1116 (371 amino acids)
Biological process (GO): regulation of immune system process; negative regulation of transcription by RNA polymerase II; regulation of cytokine production
Cellular component (GO): nucleus
Molecular function (GO): zinc ion binding
Source: RefSeq, a predicted model, not a curated record